Messenger RNA from Talaromyces atroroseus, 2076 nucleotides. RefSeq lists its product as hypothetical. Lineage: Eukaryota; Fungi; Ascomycota; Eurotiomycetes; Eurotiales; Trichocomaceae. The transcript is spliced from 5 exons. The record is from RefSeq and is a predicted model, not a curated record. The coding region runs from base 1 to 2076 and encodes 691 amino acids.
AUGGAGCAGGAUGCCAAGACGGACGAUUCCAUCGCGCCUCACCGCAAGCAAACGUACGAACGAGUCUUUUCGAGCUUUGCGACGCCGCGAUUCAUUCAGUCCCGGCAUGAAGCAGGAGCAGGAGCUACACAAGAAGUCGCCCCGCCCAACAAUAAUGACGGCCUCGUGGAUGUGCAAGCGCAAGCCCAACCAACAAACCCUCUGUUCUGGGUCAACUCGGACCUUCAAACGGUGAACGGGGGCUCGAGACAGGAGACCCUGAAGCGAAUUCGAUCGCAUGUGAUGUCCGAGCACAAUCGCAAGAAACGGCUGGAAAACACUCGGCGCUACAAUAGGGACAAAACGUGGAAGAACCUUGCGUUCCGGCCCGAGUCGGCAUCCAGACUUUCCAUAUCGUCGACGUCCAAUAGAUCUAGCUCAAAGGCGUCGUCGUCGUCGUCCCCGGAAGAUAAAGAACACUCGUUCAGGAAAGGAGGAAACAUCGCAAAACCCAAAGGUGUCAAGACAGCCGCCCCGGCACGCACGUCGUCUGCAGACAUCACACGAGAUCAACGGCUGUCUGCCACGAACACGCAAUAUCAAGAUGUGUACAGGCAAGGCCCGGAUGCGUACAAGGCAUCACCGCGUCGUGUAGCCACGGGCGAUGUAGACCCGUUUCACGCGGCACAAGUACGACUGUCUGAAACGCAAUAUCAGCACUUGAAAUUCUGUACGGUUUUCCUUCCACGCGAGUGCGCAACAUUGAUCAACAAUCAACAACUAACGCAAAAAUACGCAGUUUUGUACGACCUCAUCCCGCAAGCAGCCCCUUUUAUAUAUCAUGGCAUAUCCAAGUUACGGAGCCACUGGGUCACACUCGUACAGUCGAACCCUUCUGCGCUAUACGCUUGUAUCACAUCGGCCGCCACGAAUAAGGCAUUGAUGACAGGGGACUUUUUUGCCGACCCGGACACUCAGCGCAGCAGCCCGUUAAUCUUGGACCGGUUACGGAGCCGUGGAGAGACCAUUGGCUUGAUCAAUCGCGACCUGUCUUCUGUGUCGUCGGCGUCGAGCGAUGCGUCAAUUGCUGCUGUUUCAGUGUUGAUAUCGAUUGAGAUUACAGGGAGCAAUCCCCAAGAUAUCGCGAUCCAUCUCAACGGCCUACGAAAGAUGGUCUCGUUGCGGAAGAACUUUUCUGAUAUAGCCAAGAAUGUACGAUGGCAGCUCGAGUGGACGGACAUCCGCUCCGCGUGCAAAACCAUGUCCAAACCCCUCUUCCCAUUCAUCCGCUACACCAUGCCUUCACAUACCCCAUCCGAAGUCCUCGUUUCCAACGCUGGCAAACUCGGCUCCAGCCUCCUCGCGCUCAACCACAGCCAUCCCGGCACAUUGAGUAGCACCAUGACCGACACCAUCAACGACCUCAUAAGCGUCACGCUAUACGCCGAAAUCUUCAAAACCAACCCCAAACUCGCCGCCGUAAUCUUCGACGAAGAAAUAGAAGACUACUUCAACAACGAAGUCCUUUACACAGAAUACAGCCUCCUAAACGACCGCUACAUCACACCAACCAUCCUCCGUGACGCCAACGACAACACCCCCGAAGCCGCCACCCGCAUCGCAAGCCUCUUAUUCCACAACACAGCCCUGUGGCCGUUCUACCCCAGCAUCGCCCCCGUUUUCCCCAUGCCUGUCUUCGCCCUCCAAUCAUCGAUAGCCAGUGGCCUUGAGGCAGGCUACUACCACAAUGAUGCCACCGCGCCAGCAACAACAGAGCUCCUAAUUUGGCUCCUGUUCGUGGGCGCAUGCGCAUCGAAAUAUCUGCCGCCGAUUCGCGCGUUUUUCAUGCAAGAAUUGGGAGUUGUGUUGAGGCGGCAUUGUGUUUCUUGUUCUCCUGCCUCGUCGUCUCCUUCAACGCCGUCGCCGCGCUCAUCAUCGUCGUCGUCAUCAUCACCAUCAUCAUCAUCAUCCGCGGCGUUCUCGUCCUCAUCAGGGAUACGUACAUUCGACGAUUUUCGUGAUCUUUUGCAGGGGUAUUUGUAUGUUGAUCGGUGUUAUUUGGUGGAAGCGAGGGAUGUUAUUCAAUUCAUUAGCUAG